AUGAAACAGCCCCUGAUCCUGUCCCUUCUCCUGCUGGGGACAGUUACCAUCUUCUUCCUAGAGACCACUGGCUACCAUCAGGAGAGCCCAAAGAGAGAGCCAGACCUGUGGCAGGAUGCAGAUGGCUCAAGGGAUCAGGGAAGAGAUUUGACUUUGACCCCAGAGACAACGUGGGCAGAGGGAAAGGAGACUGAGGGUUUCAAACAUCAAGACAUCUUUAAGGAUGAGGAGUCUGACCCAGAUGCCUUAGACAAGGACUCAACAUGCCCCAGAGAAGAGGACAUAACUCAUUUGCAGGGGACUCCUGGUUGCAAGAGCUGUCGCUACGUUCUGGUGAGGACGCCCAGGACUUUUGAUAAAGCUCAGUGUGUCUGCAGGAGAUGCUACCGAGGCCACCUUGCUUCCAUCCACAGCUACAGUGUCAACUUCCAAAUUCAGUGCCUGGCCAGGAAGAUCAACCAGUCCCACAUCUGGAUUGGAGGCAUUCUCAAGGGCUGGUUCUUCUGGAAGAAGUUUCGGUGGACUGAUGGGAGCUGCUGGGAUUUUGGAAACUGGGCCCCAGGGCAGCCUGGGAAUGGGGGUGGACACUGCGUGACUCUGUGCACCACAGGGGGCCGUUGGCAAAGAGCUUCAUGCAAGACUCGCCUGCCUUUUAUCUGCUCCUUCUAA
Molecule: messenger RNA, 669 nt
Organism: Arvicola amphibius (Eurasian water vole)
Lineage: Eukaryota; Metazoa; Chordata; Mammalia; Rodentia; Cricetidae
Gene: Prg3
Product: proteoglycan 3, pro eosinophil major basic protein 2
Exons: 5
Coding region: 1-669 (222 amino acids)
Biological process (GO): immune response
Source: RefSeq, a predicted model, not a curated record